AAAUUGACAUCGGCACGAGUUGACGUUAGAACAUAAAAGAAACAUAAGAAACACUGCAUAACCUAAUUUCGUUUCGGUAAUUAAAGCAAACCAAUGUAUGUUUUAUACAUUCCCCUUUUCUAUAAGUUUUUGUCAGUGAUAUUUCUGGUGUCAGAUAUUCUUUGAUCUCGUCUGAAAUUAAUGAUUUUUCUGGAUGAAUUUCUACUUUUGUAUCAAAACUGAAGGGGAAAGGACUAUUUCGAAGAUAACGAGUGAGAUUAAAUUAUUAUCAGAUGACAUCUGCUUCACAGGAUUUUUACAUAAGCAACGUCAUUAGAAUGGAAAGUCUUUUGAAGACUGAGCAAAGAUGUUAUACAAAACACGUAUAACCCUGUUUCUAUGAAUAUUUACUAAAUUACUGCAAAAUAUAUCUGCUCAACAGAAAGAAGUAAUCACAUCACUGAAAUCUCAAAUCUAUGAGAUAAUCCAUGAUUCAUUGAAAAUAAUUUGAAUAAAUAAGCAUUACAUUUGAGAAAGGAAUCUGAAUGCUUAAGGGUAUUUCACUAAAAUAUUUACAAGUUCUUUAUUCAAACCUGCCAGAUCCUACCUCUCACACCCACCCUACAAUGUCAUUCUAAACGUAAAGAAUCAUAUCGUUGAAAUCUGUAAGAUAAUGAAUGAUUAAUUCAGAGGAAUUUGAAUAAAUAAUCAUUACAUUUGACAGAGUAAUCUGAAUGUUAAUGAGUUAAAGCAAUUGAGAAGGCAGUUUGCAGCAUCUUCAGAUAUUAACAAAGAUCACUUUUGAUGGAGAUAUAUCAGUAGAAAUAUUUGUUCAGAGCAAUAUACGAGAAGAAGGAAAACCUUUGUGUACUGUGACGAGAGAAAGGAAAAUUAUGGAAAAUGAAUUACGUAGGAGUGAAGUUGAAUGUAAAAGAGAGUCUGAAGAAAUUGAUUUUUCUAAUGAGAAAAAGAAUGAAAAGGGCAAAACAGCAUUUGAGUGUGAUAUCUGUGGUAAAAUAUUAUCUCAGAAAGGUAGCUUAGUCACUCACCGACGUAUUCAUACGGGAGAAAGGCCAUAUCACUGUGAUAUCUGUGGUAAAUCAUUCAAUGGUAAAACUGACUUAGUCCGUCACCAACGUAUUCAUACAGGUGAAAGGCCAUAUAACUGUGAUACUUGUGGUAAAUUAUUCUCUCAGAAAUGUAGCUUAGUCACUCACCGACGUCUUCAUACAGGAGAAAGGCCAUUUCACUGUGAUAUCUGUGGUAAAUUAUUCAAUAGUAAAAAUGACUUGGUCGUUCACCAACGCAUUCAUACAGGUGAAAAACCAUAUAACUGUGAUAUCUGUGAUAAGUCGUUUGCUCGGAGAGAUAUCUUGACUAUUCACCAACGUAUUCAUACAAGUGAGAUGCCCUGUUUCUGUGAUAUCUGUGGUAAAAUAUUAUCUCAGAAAGGUAGCUUAGUCACUCACCGAUGUAUUCAUACAGGAGAAAGGCCAUAUCACUGUGAUAUCUGUGGUAAAAUAUUAUCUCAGAAAGGUAGCUUAGUCACUCACCGACGUAUUCAUACAGGAGAAAGGCCAUAUCACUGUGAUAUCUGUGGUAAAUUAUUCAAUGCUAAAACUGACUUAGUCCGUCACCAACGUAUUCAUACAGGUGAAAAACCAUAUACCUGUGAUAUCUGUGGUAAGGCGUUCGCUCGGAGAGGUAACUUGACUAUUCACCGACGUACUCAUACAGGUGAGAUGCCAUAUUUCUGUGAUAUCUGUGGGAAAUCAUUCUCACAAGCUUCUAAUUUAGCGACACACAAACAGUUUCACACAAGAGGAAAAUAUCUACGCUGUGAUGUCUGUGGUAAAUCAUUUCACGAUAUUUAUCAUUUUACUACUCACAAACGCAUUCAUACAGGAGAAAAACCAUAUCAGUGUGAUAUCUGUGGUAAAUCAUUCUUUGCAAACAGUGACUUGACUAGACACAAACUUAUCCAUACAGGAAAGAAGCCAUAUCAGUGUGAUAUCUGUGAUAAAUCAUUCUCUCGAAGUGGUCACUUAUCCACUCACAAAUGUAUCCAUACAGGCGAGAAGCCUUACCGCUGUGAUAUCUGCGGUAAAUCAUUCUCUGUAAAACUAAAAUUAACUCACCACGAACGUAUCCAUAGAAGAGAGAAACCAUAUCAUUGUGACAUUUGUGGUAAAUCAUUCACUCGAAAUGGUCACUUAGCUAUACACAAACUUAUUCAUACAGGUGAGAAACCUUAUCAGUGUGAUAUCUGUGGUAAAUCAUUCUCCUUGAGAUUUAAGUUAGCUAUGCACAAACUUACUCAUACAGGAGAAAGACCAUAUCAGUGUGAUAUCUGUGGUAAAUCCUUCACUAGAAAUGACACCUUAGCUACACACAAACGUAUUCAUACAGGUGAGAAACCACAUCACUGUGAUAUCUGUGGGAAAUCAUUCUCUGAAAAAGGUAAAGUUCUUACUCACAAACAUAGUCACACAGGUGAAAAACCGUAUAAAUGUGACACCUGUGGUAAAUUAUUCUCUCAAAAUAGCAGCUUGACUACUCAUAAACGGGUCCAUACGGGAGAGAGACCCUACCAUUGUGAUAUCUGUGGAAAGUCAUUCUCUGGAAGUAGUAACUUAAUCAGGCACAGGCGUACUCAUACAGGUGAGAAACCGUAUUGUUGUGAUAUCUGUGGUAAAUCGUUCUGUGAAAAUGGAGACUUAACUAAACAUAGACGUAUUCAUACAGGUGAGAAACCAUAUCAUUGUGAUAUCUGUGGCAAAUCUUUCUCCGAGAGUGGUAAAAUAUCAGCACACAAGCGUAGUCAUACUGGAGAGAAACCGUAUCGCUGUGAUGUCUGUGGUAAAUCAUUCUCUCAUAGUCAUGCUUUGAUUACACACAAACGCAUUCAUACAGGAGGGAAACCAUAUCGCUGUGAUAUCUGUGGUAGUUCAUUCGCUCAAAUUGGUCAUCUAACUAUUCAUAAACGUGUCCAUACCGGAGAAAAACCAUAUCACUGUGAUGUCUGUGGUAAAUCGUUUUCCGACGGAGGCUGUUUGACUAAACACAAACGCAUUCACACAGGAGAGAAACCAUAUCAGUGCGAUAUCUGUGGCAAGUCAUUCUUUCGCAAUCAUCAUUUGAUUAGACACAAACGUAUUCAUACAGGAGAAAAUCCAUAUCACUGUGAUAUCUGUGGUAAAUCCUUCUCUGAAAGUAGUAACUUGACUACGCACAGACGUAUCCAUACAGGAGAGAAACCAUAUCACUGUGAGAUCUGUGGUAAAUCAUUUGCUGAAAAAGGGAAGCUAAAUACACACAUGCAUAUUCACACGGGAGAGAGACCGUAUCAGUGUGAUAUCUGUGGUAAAUCUUUCUCUGAUGGAAGUCACUUAACUAAACAUAAGCGUGUUCAUACAGGAGAGAAACCAUUUCACUGUGAUAUCUGUGGCAAAUCGUUCUCUCGAAAUGAACACUUAACUAUACACAAACGAAUUCAUACAGGAGAGAAGCCAUACACAUGCGAUAUAUGUGAUAAAUCAUUCUCUGAAAAGGGUACUCUUAAAACACAUAAGCACAUUCAUAAGGGGCCAGAAUCCCCUGUCACUGUGAUGUCUUUGGUGUAAUCAUUUUCAUUGCGGUCCCCAGUGCAUGUUUUUAAUUUGUUAACUUUUGCUGUUCCACUGUCCUGAAGCAAGUUGUCCGGAUCUUUUCCUUUUGAACGGCAGACAAUUUCUAGUUAACUAAACACUUUUAAGCUUCGUAUACUGGUAGAAUGUGUUUAUAAAA
Messenger RNA from Octopus sinensis (East Asian common octopus), 3765 nucleotides. Its product is annotated as zinc finger protein 91-like. The transcript is spliced from 4 exons. The record is from RefSeq and is a predicted model, not a curated record. Lineage: Eukaryota; Metazoa; Mollusca; Cephalopoda; Octopoda; Octopodidae. The coding region runs from base 873 to 3602 and encodes 909 amino acids.